This is a messenger RNA of Lolium rigidum, 875 nucleotides long. RefSeq names its product vesicle transport protein GOT1-like. Lineage: Eukaryota; Viridiplantae; Streptophyta; Magnoliopsida; Poales; Poaceae. Gene Ontology annotation, biological process: retrograde transport, endosome to Golgi; endoplasmic reticulum to Golgi vesicle-mediated transport. The record is from RefSeq and is a predicted model, not a curated record. Bases 42 to 464 code for a protein of 140 amino acids. The transcript has 6 exons.
CGUGCUCUUCUUCGCCGGUGCCUUCGCAGUUGCUGGAUAAGAUGGUUUCCUUUGAGAUGAAUGACCUCAAGAAGAUUGGGCUAGGCCUGACAGGCUUUGGAGUAUUCUUCUCCUUCUUGGGAAUCGUUUUCUUCUUUGACAAGGGGCUUAUUGCGAUGGGCAAUAUACUCUUCCUGUCAGGUUUGGGUUUGACAAUUGGUCUGAAAUCAACUAUGCAGUUCUUCACAAAGCCUAAGAAUUACAAGGGUACCAUCUCUUUUGGUGCUGGCUUUUUCCUGGUUCUCAUUGGAUGGCCUUUCUUUGGCAUGCUCUUGGAGGCAUAUGGCUUUGUCGUACUCUUCAGUGGAUUCUGGCCAACUCUUGCAGUUUUCCUUCAAAGGAUUCCCAUCCUUGGCUGGAUUUUUCAGCAACCAUUUGUCACAUCGUUCCUUGACCGAUACAGGGGGAAGCGGGUGCCGGUGUAAUAUCCUCUCGCGCAAUGUUUCUUAUGAUGUAGCAAAUGAAGUUUCUUUUUCUUCCUUGGGGACAACAGUGAAUAGUUAUGCUAGUGUGGUCUUUUCUUCUACCCAUUUACUUACUGGUGGGACUGUUCUUUGUAAAUUACACCAAAUCCCUACCGACUGGUUUUGUCCAAGACCAAGAUGCAAGUUGUCUGAUAAUAUGGGUUGGAAAUACGUAGCUGUAGAGGAAUGCUCUUGAAGUAGAAGCUGUAUGAUGUGCUCUUUUUCUGAUUUGUACUUGUGUCAGCUUCAGAUAUGGAUAUUCCUCACUUAAGCUUAUGUUCCAUUUAUUUCUGCAUGCGCUUCAAUGAUGAAGAAAGGAAACGUGCUACAGAUGAAAUUAAUUCAUGACUCGUAUACAUCCCUGUUUCUCCA